GGGACAUUCCACGUAGCCUGCGCGAGCUGACAGAGCGGGGCUGCAGAGGGGCCAGUUGCAGGCGCCGUGGGGUCCGGCGUGCGGUGUGUCGUCGUGUCACCUGCUUCUGUCCCCUCGUUGCCAGCACCGUCUACGCUCGAAAGGCCUGGACGCAGGUCCGGGGCCGGGCCGCCCGUCAUGGACUUCUCCAAGUUCCUGGCUGACGACUUCGACGUGAAGGAGUGGAUCAACGCGGCCUUCAAGGCCGGCCCCAAAGAGACGGCGGCGGCCAAGGCGGACGGCCACGCGGCCACGCUGGUGAUGAAGCUGCAGCUGUUCAUCCAGGAGGUGAACCACGCCGUGGAGGAAACAAGCCUCCAGGCUCUUCAGAAUAUGCCCAAAGUACUCCGGGAUGUGGAGGCCCUUAAACAGGAGGCAUCUUUUCUGAAAGAACAAAUGGUUCUUGUCAAGGAGGACAUUAUAAAGUUUGAGCAGGACACAUCACAGUCGAUGCAGGUGCUGGUGGAAAUUGACCAGGUGAAGUCCAGAAUGCAGCUGGCUGUGGAGUCUCUUCAGGAAGCUGACAAGUGGAGCACGCUGAGCACUGAUAUUGAGGAAACAUUUAAGACUCAAGAUAUAGCUGCGAUUUCUGCCAAGCUGACUGGGAUGCAGAACAGCUUGAUGAUGCUUGUUGACACCCCAGACUAUUCGGAAAAAUGUGUGCACUUGGAGGCUCUGAAGAACAGGCUGGAGGCCCUGGCCAGUCCCCAGAUUGUGGCAGCAUUCACCUCUCAGUCUGUAGAUCAGUCUAAAGUAUUUGUGAAGGUUUUUGCUGAAAUUGACCGGAUGCCCCAGCUCCUUGCGUACUACUAUAAGUGUCACAAGGUUCAGCUUCUUGCAGCCUGGCAGGAGCUGUGCCAGAGCGACCUUCCCCUGGAUCAGCAGCUCACUGGCCUCUAUGAUGCCUUGCUUGCGGCCUGGCACACACAAACCCAGUGGGCCACACAGGUUUUCAAGAACCCUCACGAGGUGGUGACAGUGCUGCUGAUCCAGACCCUGGGGGCCUUGGUGCCCUCCUUGCCCAUGUGCCUUAGCACAGGUGUGGAGAGGGCGGGGCCUGAGUUGGAGCUUAUCAGACUGUUGGAGUUCUUUGAUACCACCGCCCACUUUGCCAAGGGGCUGGAGAUGGCAUUGCACUCCCACCCACAGGAGCACAACCUGGUGAAAGUCGUGGAGCUGGUGGAUGCUGUGUAUGGCCCCUACAAACCAUACCAGCUGAAGUACGGCGACAUGGAGGAGAGCAACCUCCUCAUACAGAUCAGUGCUGUGCCUUUGGAACAUGGGGAAGUGAUUGACUGUGUGCAAGAGUUGAACCACUCAGUUAACAAGCUCUUUGGCCUGGCAUCUGCAGCUGUUGACAGAUGUGUCAAAUUCACCAAUGGCCUGGGGACGUGUGGCCUGCUGACAGCCCUGAAAGCCCUCUUUGCCAAGUAUGCAUCUGAUUUCACCAAUGCUCUCCAGUCCAUACGUAAAAAGUGUAAACUGGAUGAUGUUCCUCUUAGCUCCCUUUUUCAGGAAGAUUGGACGGCUUUCCAGAACUCUGUCAGGAUAAUAGCCACCUGUGGAGAACUCCUGCGCCAGUGUGGGGACUUUGAGCAGCAGCUAGCAAACAGAAUCCUGUCCACAGCCGGAAAGUAUCUGUCUGACUCCUAUAGCCCUCGCAGCCUGGCUGGGUUUCAGGAUAGCAUCUUGACAGACAAGAAGAGCUCGGCCAAGAACCCAUGGCAGGAAUAUAAUUACCUCCAGAAAGAUAACCCUGCUGAAUAUGCCAGUUUAAUGGAAAUACUUUAUACCCUCAAGGAGAAAGGAUCCAGUAAUCACAACCUUCUGGCUGCAUCCAGGACAGCCCUGACUCGGCUUAACCAGCAGGCCCACCAGCUGGCUUUUGAUUCUGUCUUCCUGCGCAUCAAACAGCAGCUGUUGCUUGUUCCCAAGAUGGACAGCUGGACCACAGCUGGCAUUGGAGAAACGCUGACAGAAGAUCUGCCUGCAUUCAGCCUUACCCCUCUCGAGUACAUCAGCAACAUUGGACAGUACAUAAUGUCUCUGCCUCUGAAUCUUGAGCCAUUUGUGACUCAGGAGGACUCUGCCUUAGAGCUGGCAUUGCAUGCUGGGAAGCUACCAUUUCCUCCUGAGCAAGGAGAUGAACUGGCCGAGCUGGACAACAUGGCAGACAACUGGCUGGGCUCUGUCGCCAGAGCCACGAUGCAGACCUACUGUGAUAUGAUCCUCCAGAUUCCUGAGCUCACCUUGCAUUCCACCAAGCAACUGGCCACUGACAUUGACUAUCUGAUCAACGUGAUGGACGCCCUGGGCCUGCAGCCAUCCCGCACCCUCCAAAGCAUCAUCACACUCUUGAAGGCCAAGCCUGAGGAGUACAGACAGCUUAGCAAAGGCUUGCCACGCCGCCUGGCCACCACAGUGGCUGCCAUGCGCGGUGUGAGUUACUGACCCCUCCCAAAAAGAUCCCAGAAGAGGCUCAGGUGUCAGAAGCCUCAGUGACUCCAAAAACAUUUGUUCUCAGCAUCUGCCAGCAGUGCUUUAAAGACGUGUGUGUGUGUGUGUGUGUGUGUGUGUGUGUGUGUGUGUGAGAGAGAGAGAGAGAGGAGAGAGAGGAGAGAGAGAGAGA
Jaculus jaculus (lesser Egyptian jerboa) is the source of this 2668-nucleotide messenger RNA. It is a transcript of the gene Cog7, whose product is annotated as component of oligomeric golgi complex 7. Gene Ontology annotation, biological process: retrograde vesicle-mediated transport, Golgi to endoplasmic reticulum; Golgi organization; intracellular protein transport. Gene Ontology annotation, cellular component: COG complex. The record is from RefSeq and is a predicted model, not a curated record. The transcript is spliced from 17 exons. The coding region runs from base 178 to 2490 and encodes 770 amino acids. NCBI's taxonomy places the organism in Eukaryota, Metazoa, Chordata, Mammalia, Rodentia, Dipodidae.